AUGAGUUAUAAUGAGAUUUUCGACCAUUAUGAAAAUCCAAAGAAUGUUGGUUCUUUGGACAAAAAUGAUCCGAGUGUUGGCACUGGUUUGAUUGGUGUACCAUCAUGCGGUAAUGUGAUAGAGUUGCAAAUAAAAGUAAAUGACAAAGAUGUUAUUGAAGGGAUGGUCAUGUUCGGUUUGGUCACUUCACAAUAA
Molecule: messenger RNA, 195 nt
Organism: Brugia malayi
Lineage: Eukaryota; Metazoa; Nematoda; Chromadorea; Rhabditida; Onchocercidae
Exons: 2
Coding region: 1-195 (64 amino acids)
Biological process (GO): intracellular iron ion homeostasis; iron-sulfur cluster assembly
Cellular component (GO): cytoplasm; mitochondrial matrix
Molecular function (GO): 2 iron, 2 sulfur cluster binding; ferrous iron binding
Source: RefSeq, a predicted model, not a curated record